AUGAAAAAAACUAAAGAAAAAAUGAAAAUCCGCGAUGAAAAAAGGAAAGAGAAAGAUCUGAAAAACAACAUAAUAAUACAUAGAAUGGUCGAGUCACCUGUAAAGGAAGGCGAUAAAAAGAACAGCGAAGACAGAAAAGAAAUAAUAACACUCAUCAAAGACGUGCUAAAAAUACCUUGUGCAGACAAAGACAUUAAGAGAAUAUUCAGGUUAGGCAAAGCCAAAGUGACGAAAAACCACUACUCAUCAAGUUCCAAGGCAGAAACAAUGAAAAACAUAGUGCUAGAAGCUUGUCAAAACUCCGGCACACGGAAAAAAAAUACAGAAAAAUAUGUGACGCACGACAUGGCAAAGAGCGAAAGGGAGCAAUGCAGAAACUUGAUAAAACAAUGCAAAGAAAAACAAGGCGCAGAAAAACGCUUAAAUCCGGCCCUAAAUCCGGCCACCAAAUCCGGCCGGGGCCGGAUUCGGUCGGAUUUGAAAAAAGCCGGAUAUUGGCCGGGACCGGGGCCGAACUUCGGUGCAUCCCUAGAAAUAAUUUUUAUAUAUAUUGUCUUUGAAAAAUCUUAA
Molecule: messenger RNA, 570 nt
Organism: Helobdella robusta
Lineage: Eukaryota; Metazoa; Annelida; Clitellata; Rhynchobdellida; Glossiphoniidae
Exons: 2
Coding region: 1-570 (189 amino acids)
Source: RefSeq, a predicted model, not a curated record